AUGCCUCCCGCCAAGUCGAAACCCAACCCCGACGACUCCAAGUCGGAGACGGCAAGCAUCAAAGAGAAGAACGGCCAUGUGGCCAAGGAAACCCACCACACGAGCGCCAAGCUCCGCCGUGUCGCCAGCUCGACCGGCUCGCAGCUGCGUGAAGCGACUGCGGUGAACGGGCACACCUCUGCAGCACCCGCCGCUGCUACCGUCACACAACACUCGACACCGCCAGGGUUGAACUGGUCGUCGUUCGACCGCGACGUGCUCCACGACUACCGGCGCGAACACAACCUCGACACCCCCACGGCCUUUGAGCAGUCGUACCACCACCUCGUGCUCUCGCGGCCGGGCUCGAUCGGCCUGCAAUCCCCGACGAUGGCACGGCGACGUGAAUACAAGAGGCAGAGCAAGGAAGAGCUCGUCCAGGUGGUCAGGAAACACUUCAACGGGCUGGGUGUCCAAGAGAACGACGUCGUGGUCAACUUCCUGCACAGAGUCAAGAACCCUGGGAUUACCAGGCCCAGGAGGAACAAGCUACAACCACACGCAUCGCCGAUGCCCUAG
Molecule: messenger RNA, 558 nt
Organism: Neoarthrinium moseri
Lineage: Eukaryota; Fungi; Ascomycota; Sordariomycetes; Amphisphaeriales; Apiosporaceae
Exons: 2
Coding region: 1-558 (185 amino acids)
Biological process (GO): regulation of DNA-templated transcription
Cellular component (GO): histone deacetylase complex
Molecular function (GO): protein binding; transcription coregulator activity
Source: RefSeq, a predicted model, not a curated record